AUGGCUGAAGCGCAGGGACAUGGCGGUCAGCCGUCCGCUGAUUCUAACCUCGAGAACCUAGGAUACGUCCCUGAGCUGUCGCGCAACCGUUCAACAUGGCAGGUGAUGUUUAUGAGCUUCAUCAUGGCCUCCGUGCCCUAUACCAUUUCCACCACAAUGACCUACACCAUGACCGGAGGCGGUCCAUCGAACAUGAUCUGGGGGUGGGUGACAAUCUGUUUGUUCAUGUUGUGUCUCGGUGCUUCGCUCGCUGAAAUCACCUCCGUCUUCCCCACCGCCGGUGGUGUUUACUACCAGACCUUCGCCCUCUCGCCCCCCUGGUGCCGCCGCGUGAUGGCCUGGAUUUGUGGUUGGUGCUAUUUCGCCGGUCAGGUUACUAUUACGCUCUCCGUUAACUUCGGAACCACCCUCUUCUUCAUCGAGGCGCUGAACCUUUUCAAGUACGCCGAUGGCACGGGAUUCACCGAAAACUUCGAGGCCUGGCAGACCUACCUGAUCUUCCUGGGUAUCACACUGUUCACGCACAUCCUUCCCUCCAUUGGAAACAAGUGGUUGACCUACGUCGAGUUGUUCGCCGUUUUCUGGGUUAUCGGAGGCAUCAUCGCCACUAUCGUUACCAUUCUGGUUGUCGCCGAUCAUGGAAGACGCCCUGGCCGUUGGGUUUUUGGUGGCUUCGAACCGCACUCUGGUUGGCCCGAUGGUUGGUCUUUCUGUAUCGGUUUGCUUCAGUGCGCUUACAGUUUGUCGGCUACGGGAAUGGUCACAUCUAUGUGUGAAGAGGUUCGUCGUCCCGCUGUCCAAGUCCCGAAUGCCAUCGUUGGCGCCGUUAUCAUGAACAUGGUCGCCGGUCUUACCUACAUGAUCCCCAUCGCGUUCGUUCUCCCGGAUACUAGCAUGUUGUCGGAAUUGAGCAACCCCAUACCCACCAUCUUCCUCUACGCAACUGGAAACCAGGUCGGUGCCUUCUGUCUGUGUAUACCCAUUAUUAUCCUGGGUAUCUGCAGCGGCAUCACCUGUGUAACCUCCACCUCCCGAUGCACUUGGGCAUUUGCUCGUGACCGCGCUGUUCCGGGCUCGAGAUGGCUCAAGAUUGUGAACAAGCGGCUGGAAAUCCCCUUCAACGCCUUGCUUCUGGGAAUGGUUAUCGAGCUGCUUCUUGGGCUGAUCUACUUCGGUUCGUCCGCAGCCUUCAGUGCGUUCUCUGGUGUGGGUGUCAUCUUCUUGACUCUCAGUUAUACGCUUCCCGUGGCUUGCUCCUUCUUCCUCCGCGGUCGCAAGGAUCUCAAGUACGCCAGCUACCACCUUGGAAAGCUCGGUGUGCUUUGCAACGUGGUCUCCAUCUCGUGGUGUCUUCUCGCCAUUCCACUGUUCUGCAUGCCCACUGCGAUCCCCGUCUCCCGUGAUAGCAUGAACUAUGCCGUAGUUGUCUUCGUGGGUAUCAUCAUCAUCUCCGCCGUCUGGUACAUCAUCUCGGGACACAAGAACUACCAUGGCCCGCCCUCCGAAGGACUUCACAUCGACUCCGGAGAGUCCCAAGAGAAGUUCGAGCCCAACAAGAUCCCCCCGCCGCAGUAA
Molecule: messenger RNA, 1575 nt
Organism: Aspergillus ruber CBS 135680
Lineage: Eukaryota; Fungi; Ascomycota; Eurotiomycetes; Eurotiales; Aspergillaceae
Product: putative amino acid permease
Exons: 4
Coding region: 1-1575 (524 amino acids)
Biological process (GO): transmembrane transport; amino acid transport
Cellular component (GO): membrane
Molecular function (GO): transmembrane transporter activity
Source: RefSeq, a predicted model, not a curated record